AUGACGAGCAGAGUUGUGGCCAACGGCGAUGGAGAUGCGAGCAUGACACGCUGGCAAUGGUUUCCAAGGCAAAGAAGAAAGGUGAGGGCUCUUGAUGAGGUGGAUGUGGAUUUUGAAGACCCUGAUGGGAUUGAAAUCCCCAACUUUGCCCACCUGAUGAUUGUUCCAUUUUUCUCCCAAGGCGAUCUUCAUGGAAUUGUACAACUUUUCGUUGCCAGGAUGCUUCACUCAUGUGAAAAUGGGUUUUUACUAUUUUCGACAGAUUUUGAACCGUCGAAGCUGAUUUUCUUUCAGGGUUGCGAAGCUUCGGUCCUUAUAGACAGUCAUGGAAACAACAUAGCAGAGAAGGAAGCUCCUCCUAAUCUAAGUCUCCGAGGCUUUGAAAUCAUUGAUGAGAUCAAAGCUGAAUUGGAGAAGAGAUGCCCGGGGAUCGUCUCAUGUGCUGAUAUACUGGCAUUGGCGACACGAGACGGUGUUGCGUUGUCAGGUGGAGCGGCUUAUGGGCUGCCUACUGGGAGAAGAGAUGGGACUGUUUCUUCCAUUACAGAAGCUAUUCUUCCUGAUCCUGCAUCCUCUGUUGAUACUGUUUUAACAGCCUUCCAAUCGAAAAAUCUCAAUUUGAGUGAUCUAGUUACAUUGCUAGGUGCUCACAGCGUCGGAUUCUGUCACUGCCUCUUCUUCAUCGACCGUUUAUACAGCUUCCAAGGCACUGGAUUCCCUGAUCCUGACAUGGACAGUGCCAUGCUCGAUACUUUACAGAAGAAAUGCCCAUUUCCCACCUCACCAAUCGUCAACAUAAGCUCAGAUCCGAAUGUAUUCAUCAAUCAAGAGACCAACACGCCAUUCCUUCUAGACAAUUCGUUCUACCAAGCCGUACUGAAUGGAAGGGCUGUUCUUCAGCUAGACCAAGAACUAGCAUUCACCAGUGUCACAAACGACAUGUUGGUGAGAUUCGCAAACAAUCCGAAGGCUUUUAGACGGAGUUUCUCAAAGGCCAUGAUCAAAUUGGGAAAUGUGGGUGUCUUGAGUGGGCAAGACGGUGAGAUUCGACAGAAUUGCCGGAGAGUAAAUAAGAUUCAUGGUUGAAAAGAUUGUGUAAACUCAUUUUUGUUUCAUUUUCACUGGUUUUUUAUUCUAUGAAUCAAUGUCAUAAAUAGUUCUUAUGUGCUAAUUGAGAAAUGCUGUUGCGAUAUGCAACAUGCUCAAUAAUAUGGCACAUGUGUAUGG
Molecule: messenger RNA, 1227 nt
Organism: Magnolia sinica
Lineage: Eukaryota; Viridiplantae; Streptophyta; Magnoliopsida; Magnoliales; Magnoliaceae
Product: peroxidase 57-like
Exons: 6
Coding region: 1-1086 (361 amino acids)
Biological process (GO): response to oxidative stress; hydrogen peroxide catabolic process
Cellular component (GO): plasmodesma; plant-type cell wall
Molecular function (GO): peroxidase activity; heme binding
Source: RefSeq, a predicted model, not a curated record